AUGCCUUUGCAAAAGCCGCCUCCAAAGUCUCGACGCGUUGCUGACCAGAAGGUUCGAGCAGACAAGCAGAUCAAAAACCAACGACGGAAAACGCUUCAGACUAUCAGCGAGUUGGCCCCUCACCACGCGACUACGCAAGGUUCCACAGGCUCCUCAUCAUGGUCGAGAAAUGACGUUAUCACCCAUGACAGUCCAGGAAACUUGGGAUUAAAGCAUUCCAGGAACAGUCGUCGGCGUAGCCUGCCAGUCCAGGGAUUGGCGAGCCAACGUGACUGCACCGGAUUUUCUGAGCGAUCGAUAAGUUCAUCCGGUGUUUCUACACUGCAACGCUCAGGCACAGCCCUCAACAACCAACAAGGCAGCUCAAGGAAUAAUCCCAGGCGCCGUUCUAUGCCUACCUCGUUCGAAACGCGAGGUCGUUCCUUAUCUCCGGUCGCUGAAGGAGAAUUGUCGAGACAGCCGAUACCAGAUGACUUGCUUGGAUCAGCUCCGAGCCGCAGUCGGUCAGGCAGACAGCAGUCCGAUGGCCCAUCUCGUGGAACAGAUCAACAAGGAGGGGGAUGGAAUGCACGCCGGAAAAGAGACCUCAUUAGACGUGAGCAAGCACUCAUGGAGGCAAAUGCUCGACGUACGAAAGAGCAUCUUAGCCUUGCCAUAGGAAGUUCCGCGGCUUUACCGACCGUCUCACCUCUGCCAGCCAGCCGCGAUGAUCUCAUCGCCCAACAAUCCCGCUACUACUCGCAACUGCCAUCGCUCAGUCAACCUGCAGGUGCCAAUAGUGUUCGCCGGAACAGCCGCGGGAGAAAUGGGAGACAGGUCAACGGCACUAUCAUCGAUGGACGGUUAUUCCUGGACAUGGACCCGGGAAAUGCUGGCAGCAGUCCCCAAACGUCUGGAUUGCGAAGGAGUGUUUCCGCGACGUCUGACCGACAUUGGACCUCUCACAGAGAACCAGCAAACAGAACAGCGGUCACAGCCAUACGUUCAGUGUCAUCGACUUCUCUUCUGGGUUCUGCUCUGGCCGAACGGCAACUGGUAGAGCCCCGUUCAUCCAGUUCCUUGCAGACUUCGUCCAACUCGACACGCUCGUCAUCGACCAAGUCCAGUGUCUCUUCAAGCACGACCAAGCCGACCCAGCGAUCGUCAUCAUUCACGUACACUAGGCUUGUGGAUCAUCCCCUGCGGCAAAACCCUGUCACGCGUACCAUGGGCAGUAACGACUGCGGCCCUGCGCUUACGCAGGCAAAUCUCGAGACCAGCCUGCCUCCACCACUGUCCCACGCUUUCCUUGGGUCGCAGCUGGUGACUCAAACGACGUACGCGCAUUCAGUUCCAGCAUCGCCCAAGUCCGUCGCUUCACGCCAGCGUCCUCGCUCCGGCAGCGCGUCACAAUCACGAGCAUCUUCUGUGCACGUACAAAAGGUCACGGAUUCGAACGACAUCAUCUAUCGCGAGAACCCCGACAAGAGAGGGCCAGCUACACCAGACAGCCGUAACGGGUCCAGGAGAUAUUCCAGGGAAGAAACAGAGAGGCAAGUCGCACGGGAAAAGAUCAAGGAGAGAGUGCGGCGGGCGAAUGAGCUCGAAGAGAAGAAGGAACGGGAGUUGGUCGAGGAGGAGCAGAAAAGAAAGAAGGCGAAGUCGAGGGGAUUCAUUUGCGGGUUGUUUGGGAAGGCUUAA
This is a messenger RNA of Paraphaeosphaeria sporulosa, 1680 nucleotides long. RefSeq lists its product as uncharacterized. The record is from RefSeq and is a predicted model, not a curated record. The transcript has a single exon. The coding region runs from base 1 to 1680 and encodes 559 amino acids. Lineage: Eukaryota; Fungi; Ascomycota; Dothideomycetes; Pleosporales; Didymosphaeriaceae.